AUCCUUCGUGAAGAAGGAAAAUCCAACGGCUCUUUUAAGAGCCACCCACUUUCCCCCGUAAAAAAGCAAGUUUCUAUGUGGUUAAGUAAUUAGUCUUACUAAGAUUUUAAUAAGUUCAUGGUGAUUAAAUUAGCAUUGCAUUUAAUACGGAGUCUUGUGGGGUUGUGCAGUUUUGUCAUUUUAUCAGUUUAUUUUAUAUAUAUAUAUAUGUAUAUGUAUACAUAAAAUGUAUAUGUGUCUCUUUCAACGUAUGCAGUAUAAUCUACAAAAUUAUAGUGAAAUCGUGUUUUUUACAUUGAGAAAUAAGCACUUUCUGCUUCUAAAUAAACGCUAUAUAAUACAGAAUCCUCAGCGUACGUAGUCAGAGCUAUGAAAUUAUUUACACUAUUUCGCUUAUUCUGAAAAAUGCAGCAAAAUGAAACCAAGGAAUGGAGUUGGAUGUGGGGGAUAGUAGUUGUCAAUGGGCGUGGUUUACAUUUUAAAGCUUCUGAUUGGCUCACCUACAAGUCAAGCAACGUUUAAUGUGGCCAAUGAAAUCAUUCUGUGGGUUGGUCCACGAAGACUCACAAUCACACAGGUCCUUACUUCCCUUUUGAAAUUAGCAUGGGCAGUGUAUAAAAACCCGCGUGUAGUAAAACAACGUUAUUGUUCUUUGUGUGAUUCUGAGUGAAGUAUCAUGCCUGAACCAGCGAAGUCCGCACCCAAGAAGGGUUCAAAGAAGGCCGUCACUAAAACCGCCGGCAAGGGUGGAAAGAAGCGCAAGAGGUCCAGGAAGGAGAGUUACGCUAUCUACGUGUACAAAGUCCUGAAGCAGGUUCAUCCCGACACCGGAAUCUCCUCCAAGGCGAUGGGAAUCAUGAACUCUUUCGUCAACGACAUCUUCGAGCGCAUCGCCGGUGAAGCGUCUCGUCUCGCUCACUACAACAAGCGCUCCACCAUCACAUCGAGAGAGAUCCAGACCGCCGUGCGUCUGCUGCUGCCCGGUGAACUGGCCAAACACGCCGUGUCUGAGGGCACAAAGGCUGUGACCAAAUACACCAGCUCAAAGUAAAGCGAUGUCUGAUCUGAUCAACGAACCCAAAGGCUCUUUUAAGAGCCACCCAUAUUGUCUCUCAAAAGAGCUUAGAGACGCCGCUUUUGGGGUAACAAAACAACCAAUUUGUCGUGUUUUGCUGUAGAUAUUUUGAAGGUUCUAAACUAUCUGAUGUUUUACGUAAGAGGUAUGCUUCUAUCCACCGUUUCACAAAGCUUGAACUAGACCUAGACUAAAAUGCAUGUUUGGGUUGUUUUAACUGAAAGCAACUUCUACUGAAAUAUUUUAAUGUCAUUUUGUCUAAAGCUGUACACCAUAAUGUUAUUAGUGUACGUUUAUAAAAGCUACUUAAAUAUCUUAAUUGAACUAAGGCCUAAUCCCGGCUUAGGCUAAGACCUGUCUGUGAAACCGGGCCUAAAAGAUUUAAUUUUAAUGCAAAAUUGUUCUUUAUUCAGCACUGAAUUAUAUUCAUCAGCUGACUCAACAAAACAGCCAUGUAAUUACAAACAGGAGGCAGAUGAAGUGAAGCCUGUUGAAACAUUUAAAGAGAAACUUGCUCUCCUAAAAACAGAUUUCUGGACAACUUUAAAGCCCCCUUUUGUAGCUUUGUUUAGAAACAGACUGACUGGACCAGCCAGGGAACAGUAAUACAAACAUCAAAGACAUACAAGUUUAAAAGUUUGUGUGAGCAGAUUCACAAAUGUUUAGAUGUUUUUGUUAAUCUGAAGUAUUUGAGGGCCCUCUUUACAGCCAAGCUCUUGUGGAAUAUAAGUCCUAUGGUGGAAAGGAUUCCUUUGAAUAUUUUAUAUUAUUAUUAUUAUUAUUAGCUACCACUGUUGCUGUUGGAAGUCUCUUUUACUGUUAAAAUGUCAAAGAACCAUGGUGUUCCUCACAUUAAAUGAAUUUCAAGAUA
This is a messenger RNA of Ctenopharyngodon idella (grass carp), 1946 nucleotides long. RefSeq names its product histone H2B-like. The transcript has a single exon. NCBI's taxonomy places the organism in Eukaryota, Metazoa, Chordata, Actinopteri, Cypriniformes, Xenocyprididae. Gene Ontology annotation, molecular function: structural constituent of chromatin; DNA binding; protein heterodimerization activity. The record is from RefSeq and is a predicted model, not a curated record. Gene Ontology annotation, cellular component: nucleosome. Bases 677 to 1051 code for a protein of 124 amino acids.